UCUGGUCACACUGCAUGACAUUGAGUUGACUUUUGGUUUGCUUUUUUUAAUUACAAUACAUUUUAUUUGCAAAGAACGGACAGAACAUACAUUGAUAUUGAUUGUGGCAUCUCGCGUUACUUCACAUACGACUUCUCAUCGAGAAUGAGCUGGAGUGCAAGUGCUGACGACAUUUCUAGCGGGUUCUAGAGGUUGAGGAAGCAGCGCGUGCAGUGGUCGGGACGGUCGGUCAUCCUCUGCCUCUGUGUGAGGCACCUCUCACGGCCGUGAGACAACAAUUGCAUGCGUGCGUGCCUGCGCCACAGACAGACCACAACAAACGAUUAUAAAUUAUUUUAGUGACAACAGCACACACAUAUCCGAGAUGCGUUCGCGUAGCAAUUCGGGCGUCCGCUUGGACUACUAUCAGCGGAUUGUUCACCGUCUGAUAUUGGCGCACCAGGAGCCGGUGACCGGCCUGUUUCCUGCCUCCAAUGUCAAUUCGCACGCAUGGAUUCGCGACAAUGUGUACUGCAUCCUGGCCGUUUGGGGCCUGUCGAUGGCCUACAAGAAGAUCGCCGACCAGGACGAGGAUCGUGCCAAAUGCUAUGAGCUGGAGCAAAGCUGUGUGAAGCUAAUGCGCGGCCUGCUCAUGGCCAUGAUGAAUCAAAAAGACAAGGUCGAAAAGUUCAAGAUGACCCAGAGCCCGUGCGACUCCCUGCAUGCCAAGUACUCCAGCAAGAAUGGCCUGCCCGUGGUCGGGGAUAACGAGUGGGGUCAUCUGCAGAUCGAUGCCGUAUCCCUAUAUCUCCUGAUCCUGGCCCAAAUGACAGCCUCCGGCCUGCAGAUUGUCUUCACCCUUGACGAAGUCUCGUUCAUACAGAAUCUGGUCUUUUACAUUGAGUCGGCCUACUCCAUACCCGACUAUGGCAUCUGGGAGCGUGGCGACAAGACAAAUCAUGGUGAGCCGGAACUGAAUGCCAGCUCCAUUGGCAUGGCCAAGGCCGCCUUGGAGGCCAUGAACGAGUUGGAUUUGUUUGGCGCACGCGGCGGACCGGCCAGCGUCAUUCAUGUGCUGGCCGACGAAGCCCACAAAUGCCAGGCCGUCCUGCAGUCGAUGCUGCCACGUGAAUCGAACAGCAAGGAGCUGGACUCGGGCCUCCUCUGUGUGAUUGGCUUUCCAGCGUUCGCCGUGGACGAUGCCCAGCUGAUACACAACACCAAAGACGCGAUUCUGUCCCGCCUUCAAGGCAAAUACGGUUGCAAGCGUUUCCUGCGCGACGGCUAUCGCACACCGAAAGAGGAUCCCUCCAGGCUCUACUACGAGCGAUGGGAGCUGCGCAUGUUCGAGAACAUCGAAUGCGAAUGGCCGCUCUUCUUCUGCUACCUCAUCCUGUUCCAUGCAUUUCAAAACGACAAGCGCUCGGUGCAGGAGUAUGCCGAUCGUUUGGAAAAGAUAAUGGUCCGCUCAGAGGAUGGCAUACUGCUGGUGCCCGAAAGCUAUGCUGUGCGCCAGGAUCUGGUUGGACUAGAGUAUCAAAAGCCCGGCUCACAGAUACGCGAAGUUGUGGGCCGUUGCCCCUUCCUUUGGGGUCAAUCGCUGUUCAUUUUGGGCCGCCUACUGCAGGAGGGCUUCCUGGCUGUGGGUGAAUUGGAUCCAUUGAAUCGUCGCCUGGGUGCCCAAAAGAAACCCGAUGUGGUCGUCCAAGUGGUGAUCAUUGCCGAGGACAAUGAGAUACGCGACAAGCUGGCCGAGCAUGAUUUGCAUGUCCAGACCAUAGCCGAGGUGGCGCCCAUUGAGGUGCAGCCGGCCCGUGUCCUUAGCCACCUGUACACGUAUCUGGGGCGCAACCGCAAGCUGGGCCUCAGUGGCCGCAAGUCCCGGGAUGUGGGCAUACUCAGCACCAGCAAGCUCUACUCCCUAAAGGAUCGUAUAUUUGCCUUCACCCCGCAGUUUGCCGACUUGUCGCGCUUCUAUAUAGCCUCCGAUAACGAACUCAUGAUCGACAUCCUUAAGGGCGAAAUCAAUUUUCUCAAGUCCGCUUGGGAUCUGCUGGGCCGGCCACUGGUCACCCUAGUGCUGAAGCGCAUCCACUUAGACCAGGACAAGAUACCGCUGGCCAUGAUCCAAACGAUGAGGAAACUAAAGUCUGGCUACAUCAACGGCACCCGCGUGAUGUUGGGCAGCCUGAAGGACUUUCUGAACACGUCGGCCAUCACGGACUUGAGCUUUCUGGGCAGCACCGAGGACGGUUAUCCGGAUCGUCUGCAUUCCGAUGUGCAGAUGUAUUUGGACGAGCACCUGCUGCGGUCCUUCAGCAAUCGCAGUACCAUGAACCUACGCGGCGGACAACUAAGGCCACGAACUCUACGCCGUCGCAUGUCCUGCAAGGGAGCCAUCAAGAAGACACGCUCCAUAAAUGUGGACUCCGAUAACCUGGGAAUGGAGGGACCCGCACCCCUCACCGAACGACGGCUGUCGUCGGUGGUACCGCCGCCCUGGCUCCAGCCCAACAAGCAGAGCCAUGUCUCAGUGUUCGCCACCACGCCCGAGGAGGGGCCCAGCACCCCGAGUCUCCAUCUGGGCAACGAGCUGGUCAUACGCGAGAAUAUCUAUCCCGUGGAUCCCCACGGAUCGAACCGCACGACCAUCGAUAGACGCAGCGAGUUUGUUCGCCAGCACGAGAUAACGGUGCCAAAAAUUCUCAUCCAACGCCAUCGGGCGGAAACCAAUUUUGCGGACACAGAGGUGGAGGAGCUGAUUGCCAUGUUGCGCGAGACGGAGAAUCUCGAGGAGCAGGGCGACAUACUGCAGUUCCUGGUCGAUACCCAGGGCCUGGACUUUAAUACGGCUGGCCUGGGAUUCAAGAAUAAGUCGGAUGAUAAUGCCUCUGCCGCUGCCGGAGCUGGAGAGCUCGAGCAAGCAUUCGUGGACGAGGUGGUGCUCGGACUGGCUGCUAGUGCUGCAGGUGGUGGUGGGACAGGUGCAGGUGCUGGUGGUGGUGCGGUUGCUUCUUCAUCGGGGGACGGGAGCGAGGUCAACGCUAAGCCUAAGUCAACGGCAGGUGCUAUCCUGCUGCCCACAGUGAUCAUCGAUGAUGCUGGUGCUUCAAUUACAGCCACCCCGAAGGCCGCCACGGAUAAGGCCAAUGCCACCUCGACACCCAAGGCGACUUCGACUCCUGGAGGCGCCACCGCUGCCACCGCCAAUAGCAGCAGCAGCAGCAGCAACAGCCACAACAUCAGCAGCAGCAGCAACAGCAACAACAGCAGCAGCACCACUAACAACUGCAACAACAGCAGCCUGAAUCUGAAUGCGAAUCCGUCUAACAACGAUUCUUCUCACUCUGAAGGAAUGCUGGAGGAGGGACGCGUUGUGACCGUUCGAGACCUGCUCAAAGGCCUCUACGAGAAGGCCUGCCAGCAGAAGCUCUGGGGACUGGUGCGCCACACGGCCGGGAUGCUGGGCAAACGGGUGGAGGAUCUGGCUAAGGCCGUCACCGAUUUGCUGGUGCGCCAGAAGCAGGUCACCGUGGGCAUGCCGCCGAACAAUGAGCACACCAUUACGGCACCCUUGCCCGAAGGCGAGCUGCGUCAACUGAUACACGAUGCCUAUGGAGACGAUGAGAGCACAUCAAUGCUCACCCAGGAGCUGAUGGUCUACCUGGCCAUGUUCAUACGCACCGAGCCGCAGUUGUUCCACGAAAUGCUGCGUCUGCGCGUUGGCCUGAUCAUUCAGGUGAUGGCCAAAGAGCUGUCGCGCACUUUGAACUGUGACGGUGAGGCGGCAUCGGAGCAUUUACUUAACCUCUCGCCCUUCGAAAUGAAGAAUCUCCUCUACCACAUACUCAGCGGCAAGGAGUUUGCUGUCAGCAGUGUGGCACGCGGCAAUCUGUCGAUUGUCAGCUGCAAGAGCAGUCGCGUCAGCAAGAAGAGCCAGAUCGGUCUGGGCGAUCCAGAGGGCGAGGAUGCCCUGCUUGCCACCAUCGAUGAUCGGCAGGGCCAGUGGCUGCGUCGCCGUCGCCUCGACGGCGCCCUUAAUCGUGUGCCGCGUGAUUUUUACUCGCGCGUCUGGACAGUGCUGGAGAAGUGUCAGGGCCUGGCCAUCGAGGGACGGGUGCUGCAGCAGAGCCUCACCCAGGAGAUGACGCCCGGCGAGCUGAAGUUUGCUCUCGAAGUGGAGACGGCCCUCAAUCAGAUACCACAGCCCGAGUACCGGCAACUGGUAGUCGAGGCCCUAAUGGUGCUCACCCUGGUCACCGAGCACAAUAUGGUGCCCUCACUGGGGGGCAUCAUUUACGUGGAGCAUCUGGUGCACAAGGCCAAUCAGUUGUUCCUCGAGGAUCAGCGCAAGGUGCAGGGCGAUGCCACACUGUGUUGUGCCAAGAUCAAGGAUGGAAAGGAGCAGCAGCAGGCCGCUUCAGGGAUGUUACUCUGCGGCGGUGCGGCCUAUAUUUGUCAGCAUCUGUACGACAGUGCUCCCAGUGGCAGCUAUGGAACCAUGACCUACUUGUCGCGUGCCGUGGCUCUCGUACUGGACUGUGUGCCCAAGCACGGCGAAAUGGAGUGCGCCAUCUCCUAAGGAUCCGCAGAGGAAGGGAUCUGCGCCCACUUAAUGCCAAUUUAUGCAACUUUGGAAACGUCCUCUCUCUCAGUCACUCUCUCUCUCUCUUUUUCUCUACCGUUUUCUCUGUGUAUGUCUAACCCCCCCGCCCCACUGUGUGUGUAUUAAACCCAACGUUAAUUUUAGUCCAGAGGCCGAUUGUAUAUAUUUUAAAGACCUCUAACCAUCCCCUUUUUUUGAGAUAAUUUCGUUUGUGCGUGUUUUUGUGUUUGUUUUAACCCAAAAAUUCAAAAAAAAAAAUCGCUUAAAACGAGUUGUAUAACUUUUAGACCCUAAUGACGCGUAUUACCAUUCAAAAUCUUAUCCGUUAUGGAUAUUAUAAUGCAUAAGCCAUUAAAAAAACAACACCACAAGCCGCUGCCGCUACAGAUUUGUGUGUUUGUACGGACGCGCGAAACGACGAAACUUUUUCUAAUUGUUGAAACUUUUCAUUUUGAAAAAUGCUCCAACGCCCCCAUACCCCCACAUUUUAUACGUUUGGAUUGUAAUGAAUGAACGCGAAAGAUUUACAAUAAAAAUGUGUGUUUGCAAUGUUUA
This is a messenger RNA of Drosophila miranda, 5140 nucleotides long. Its product is annotated as probable phosphorylase b kinase regulatory subunit alpha. The transcript has 13 exons. Gene Ontology annotation, molecular function: calmodulin binding. Gene Ontology annotation, biological process: glycogen metabolic process. The coding region runs from base 365 to 4561 and encodes 1398 amino acids. The record is from RefSeq and is a predicted model, not a curated record. Gene Ontology annotation, cellular component: phosphorylase kinase complex. Lineage: Eukaryota; Metazoa; Arthropoda; Insecta; Diptera; Drosophilidae.